AGAUAUAUCAUUUUAGUUUCAUUGAAAUUGCGAAUUUCAUUUUUAUGUUCCUAUAAUCUUCACAUUUGUCUUGACAGUUCAGUUUUUUUUUUUAUCCGUUUAUGAAUGCGUAACAAAACCUUUUAGAAAAAUGUCUAGCGUUUUUACAGACGAUAUUAUUUAUGAAAUAUUUAAACUUUUAAAAGAUACUGACGUUUAUGGAAAUUCAUUAUAUUCUUGUCUAUACGUAAAUAGACGAUUUUGUGUUAUUGCAGCACCUUUUCUCUGGAAGACUACCUUUCAAAAAGAAGCGAAAUCCAAUAUAUUUAUAUCAACAUACAUUUCUUGUUUGAACAAACGUUUUCAUGGUUGGCAAAAUGAUAAUGACCGUAGUUUACUUUUAUCUGGGAGAUUUUUGACCAUGUCACCACUCUUUGAGUAUG
Molecule: messenger RNA, 422 nt
Organism: Rhizophagus irregularis DAOM 181602=DAOM 197198
Lineage: Eukaryota; Fungi; Glomeromycota; Glomeromycetes; Glomerales; Glomeraceae
Source: RefSeq, a predicted model, not a curated record